Messenger RNA from Cajanus cajan (pigeon pea), 845 nucleotides. The record is from RefSeq and is a predicted model, not a curated record. NCBI's taxonomy places the organism in Eukaryota, Viridiplantae, Streptophyta, Magnoliopsida, Fabales, Fabaceae.
GUAAUGUAUCUUCUGGGAUCUUGUGUUGGGUUGUGGUAGGGGGUGGAGUGAAUUAUCUAGGGCUAUGGAGUUCAUCCAGAGGCGCGUGGAGCCGUGGAUCAGGGACCAGGGGGCGAAGCUGUUGGGCCUGAAGGCGUCGUGGGGCCCACUCCAGUGGCGCAUGAAGUGGCCCUGGGCUUCCCAGCGCGAGCACAAGAAGCGGAUCCAGGAGGAGUACCUCCGCCUCAGGACCCUCUGGCUCGCCCUUAAGGCCGACUCCGUCUCCGAUUUGCAGGACCUUCUCUGUUGCAUGGUCCUCUCCGAGUGCGUCUACAAGAGACCUGCUGCUGAGAUGAUUCGAGCUGUAAAUAAAUUUAAGGCUGAUUUUGGUGGACAAGUUGUUGCUUUGGAGCGGGUGCAACCUUCAUCAGAUCAUGUUCCUCAUAGGUAUUUGUUAGCUGAGGCAGGAGACACUUUAUUUGCUUCCUUUAUAGGAACAAAACAAUACAAGGAUGUAAUUGCUGAUGCAAACAUACUUCAAGGUGCCAUCUUUCAUGAUGAUGCUGUUGAGGAAUCUGACAAACAUGCAUCGACUGAAUCUGACAAGGAUGAAAACCCAAAAGGAAAAGACUAUAUGUGGAAUCCUCUACAAUCAAGGUCUAAACAACGGAAAUACAAACCUGCAGCUCAUAGGGUAAAUAAGUGUGUUGUCCAAUGUAAUAUUUUUUUCAGUUAAACUAAUUUGUAGUCUGUUGUACAUUUUGGAAAUCUUUAAAUAGGUGUCAUAGUUUAAAAGUUAUAAUUGAGACCCAAUUCUUAAAGCUUUUGAAUGGGUUCCUUGGAUCCAGUCUAAUUAUUAUUGAGAA